This is a messenger RNA of Leptosomus discolor (cuckoo roller), 255 nucleotides long. NCBI's taxonomy places the organism in Eukaryota, Metazoa, Chordata, Aves, Leptosomiformes, Leptosomidae. The record is from RefSeq and is a predicted model, not a curated record.
AAGGAGGACCGCCUGGCUUACCUGAACCACCUCCUGGGGGGGGAGCUCGCCCUCCAGCUCCUCUUCAUCCUCUACGGCCUCCUGGCCCUCGCCUUCCUCUCGGGCUACUACGUGCGGGCGGCGGCGCAGGUGCUGGCCGUGCUGCUGCCUCCCGCCAUCCUCCUCAUCGACGGCAACCUGGGCUACUGGCACGACUCGCGCCGCGUCGAGUUCUGGAACCAGAUGAAGCUCAUCGGGCAAAACGUCGGCAUUUUC